GUUGUUCUUUUUGUCUUGUUUCUUUUAUUAGAGGGGACGUGCGACGAAAGUUGGGAUUAAGGAGAAAAGAGAGAGAGAAAAGAGAUAUUUGGCAGAAUGUUUGGUCAACAAGUUGCUCGUGGCGGGCGCCGAAUCGGUCAGAUCGCUCGAAGUGGCCAACAGUCGCCGCUUGCUGCGAUCAAAGGGGCCGGUCAGCGACGAUGCUAUGCUGAGGCUGCACAGGCCGCGGCAGCUCCCAAGGGACGAGUCGGACGAGGUCUCGGCCUAAUCCUCUACGGCGUCGCAUUUGGAAGCAUCGGAGCAGCAGCAACAUGGUACUCGAUGGUACAGCAGGGCUUUUCUCACUUCACAGACGCCGAGACUUCGAAGCUGUUUGUGCCCGACACCGACGAGAUCCAGCGCAUCGAAGACACAAUCAACAACCACCCGCUGGUCAAGGAACUGCGAUCACGGCCCGAGUUCAAGGAGUCGCGGCCGCACCUCAAGAUGGCGAAUGGCAUCCGCAACCAGAGCCUCACCGCCGGCGUCCUGCAGGGCAACGGCAAGAUGGUGGUCCCUCCAAUCGCAUUCAUCGAAGACGGCGGAAAGUCCAUUGUCAGCAUCACCUACAUCGGCGACCAGGUCUGCGGCCACCCGGGCCUUGUCCACGGAGGGUUCCUGGCGACGAUGCUGGACGAAGGCAUGGCGCGGGGAUGCUUUGGCGCGCUGCCGCACAACAUUGCCGUGACGGCCAACCUGGAGGUCAACUAUCGCAAGCCGACGCCGGCGAAUAGCUUCCUGGUGCUUCGCGGAACGACGACAAAGGUCGAGGGACGCAAGGCGUGGUCUGUGGGAAGCAUCGAGACGUUGCCGGAGCCGGGCGAGAAGCCGACGGUGUUGGUCGAGGCGAAGGGACUGUUCAUCUCGCCCAAGUAUGCAGCCUUGAUGCCCUCAAUUGUAUAAGCAUUUAUAUGGAAUAGCGGACUGCUGAGAGCGGGCGAGAUUGGUCGGGCUGACGAUGCGGUGGCUGGAGAUUAGGAACGCGGCAUCUUUCUUUUUUACUUUGCUUUGACUUGCAUUGCUCUUUUAAUCAUUUUACUUUUAUUCCUGGGAGAAAGCGACAGGAGGCAUCGGAUAUACACACAGAGUUAUCAGAUACAUUACAUGAGGAUAUACGUUGUACAUAUGAGAUAAUAGAGGGUACUUGUUAGUACCUAGAGGUUUAGAGUAGACGAAGGAUUGUCUUUUACAGCGAUUAGGAAGAACCGAGCCUUUUUGAUGCUUUACAUUGGCAUAAAACAACCACAUAGAGACUCAUCAUCAGUGAAACGACAUGCCAGGUAGGUAGCUAUACUGCUUACAAAGAAGGAAGAAAAAAGCCUUUUAGCAUAAAAAACAGCGGGGAUCACACAGCGGAAGUCGGCGGUUUCGGGCUGUCGCCAUCAGCCUCCUCAAUGAGCACAUCAUCCCCCUUGGCGUAGUUUGCCCAACGAUCUCUAGAAAAGCUGCCUUUAUAUGGGGUUGAGUGUGGGUUUUUUUCUUGUCUAGACUAGAUUGUAACUUAUUUUUUUUGUUAGUACUAGCAGUACGCGGAGAAGAAAUAACGGCUGGCGAUGACGGCGAGGGCCCGAAAUGUCAUGGUGGAAGUAGGUACGUACGCAUGCAGAAUGAUCGCCCAUCUCGCAUAUCGCCAUUAAACCGUCCAUCCCUUUAUAUAUCGCAACUCUUAUUUCCACACCUCUUUCCAUUGACUUUCUCCCCAUCGUCUUUUUUUAUCUACUUUAUUUUUCUGUCUUUGUUAAACAAGCGACGUAUCUCAUUGGAAUUCCAUUUUCCUUGUUAAAUCCCGUCUCAUAUACACAAUGGCCACCAACAUCACCUGGCAUCCGUCCCUCUCCCGCCGCGAGCGCAACCAGCUGCGCUCCCAGCGCGGCCUCACAAUCUGGCUGACGGGCCUCUCCGCCUCGGGCAAGUCCACCGUCGCCACCGCCCUGGAGCAGCACCUCCUGCACCUGGGCCUCUCCGCCUACCGCCUCGACGGCGAUAACGUGCGCUUCGGCCUCAACAAGGACCUGGGCUUCUCCGAGGCCGACCGCAACGAGAACAUCCGCCGCAUCGGCGAGGUCGCCAAGCUCUUUGCCGACUCGGCCACCAUUGCCAUCACCUCCUUCAUCUCGCCCUACCGCGCCGACCGCGAUCUUGCGCGCCAGCUGCACGCCCAGACCAACCAGGACGCCGACGAGCCCAUUCCCUUUAUCGAGGUUUUUGUCGACGUGCCCCUCGAAGUGGCUGAGCAGCGCGACCCCAAGGGCCUGUACAAAAAGGCCCGCGCUGGCGAGAUCAAGGAGUUCACUGGCAUCUCUGCGCCGUAUGAGGAGCCUUUGAACGCCGAGAUUACAAUCAAGACUCACGAGAAUACCGUCGAGGAAUGCGUUGCGCAGAUCACAAACUGGCUCAGUGAAAAGGGCUACAUUAAGAGCGCAGAGGUCAAGAAUUAAAAAAGCAACAAUAAAAAUAACGAAAAUGCAGUAACAAAAGUCAUAUUGGGAUUCAAGUGUAAGAUGAGGACACCCAUGGUUAAUGGGCUGUAGAUGCUAUUUGCCUUUGUCACUCUAGACCUCUUUCCUAGAAGGUCUUAGAAGGUUGAUUGAUUGAUUGAUAGAGAAGAAGAGGGAAACGGAAAAUGUGAAACAUUGUCUUUAAAAGUCUUUAGAAGAAAGUUGAACCGACAAACAUAGAAUACAGGCGCAUGACGCUUUUAGAAAGAAAUUCUCUCUAUAUCCGCUUCAGGGAAAUUCAGCCUCAUAAUAAACAAAAGCCGUGUACUCGUUUCCUUCGCCGGUCCCUAAUCCCGCCGCGGCCAUCUCUGAGCUAAGGGCAGCAUCGUCUUUCGUGACCCUACCGUGCUUAUCCCUUCCGAACGCAUUUCCGCCCAGGUAUGAGUACUUUGAGUCCAACGCUGCCUUUGCCUUGGGGGCCAGCU
Messenger RNA from Trichoderma atroviride IMI 206040, 2962 nucleotides. RefSeq lists its product as uncharacterized. NCBI's taxonomy places the organism in Eukaryota, Fungi, Ascomycota, Sordariomycetes, Hypocreales, Hypocreaceae. The record is from RefSeq and is a predicted model, not a curated record.